UCGGGCUGCCAGGCAGAGAACCUGGAGCGAGCCACCAGCAGUGAGAGUGGUGUGUCUGUGUAUGCGAGUGUGUGUGUGUGUGUGUGUGACUGAAGUGUGUGUGCGCGCCACAGGAUUGAGUAUCACUUACAGAAGAACACAGGUCGAGACAUGCAUCCAGUGAGCGUGUCGAUCCCGUCGUUUCGAUCAGAAAACAACUCGAUCGAGAGAGGAUACACGGUCUUUAAAAUUGACGUGCUGAUGAACGGCAGACAACACGCCGUUGAGAAACGCUACAGCGAAUUCCACGCUUUGCAUAAAAUGCUAAAGAAGAGCAUAAAACCACCCGAGAUCCCAUCGAAACACGUUAGAAACUGGGUUCCCAAAGUCCUGGAGCAGAGAAGGCACGGUCUGGAGCUCUACCUGCAGACUAUAAUUAUGGAAACCGAGGUUCUUCCAAAGAUAUUCCUGGAUUUCCUGAAUAUCCGCCACUUUCCUUCAGUGCCAAAAACAGAAAGCUGUGGGUCGUUCGACACAGAAUCAGAGGAAUCGAGUAAACUUUCACAUCAGCCAGUCAUGCUGUUUCUGAGAGACCCCUACCUGCUGCCAUCCGCACACGAUACAUUUUCUAAUGUCGUGAUCGAAGGUGUGAUACAUGGAGUUUUCUACCCAGAUUUUCAACCAAGGUAGAGUUGCAGAGGCGUCUCCUCAAACGAAUGCUUCAUAUUCAUAUUCACACCAUUUUAGGUGUGCACCACGAUGCACUGAGCCUCAUUUGAAUUUCCCGAAAGCAUAUGACAAAAAAAACCCAGUCACAUAAGAAUAAAAAAAGGUGCCUAGACUUAGUAAAUCACUGGCACCACAUUUUAACAAAUCUAUUGUCCUAGUUUUGACCCGUAUUUCAGUGAAUAAUUCUUCCUAGAAAAGAGUCUAAGAGUCUAACUAUAGAAAUGAACUAAAUGUGAAUCAGCCAGGCAGGCUAUCUUGUUGAGAGACAUAAUGAAAAGAACUAGGAAAAGCUUGCACAGGGUAUAAUCAAGAAGAUAAUUGAUAAAUUGUGUUUUCCUUCUUACUUUAGGAAGCAAAGAGAUAAGAAUGUGAUUAAAAAUAAGGGAGACCUCCUUUUUUUUGUGAGAGAGUUCAGUUAGGGAUAGCAGUCUGUGGGGAACCAGAAGGAGCUGAAGAUUUGCCUGAGACAGGGAAGCCUUUAAGACCGAAGCACAGGGCCGGAGAGCGGAUCUGGAGCACGGCCUGCGAACAGAGAGGCGCCGCCCGCCGUCGUCAUUGCUACCAGUGAUGUCGGUUAGAAUCUGUUUUUAGCUGCUGUGUGAAUGUUUGAAGAGGGUGUUCUGGUGGAGUUGACAGCAGCGUUGCCACAUGAUACGAUGGAAAUGAUUGGAGCUUCAGGAGCAGGAGGUUGUGGCGGUGGUGUCUGUGUGGCAUCAGAUGUCUGUGAAGCAGUGUUUUGACAGAGUUGUUCUGAGGCUUCUGGGGGUGAGCAGCUCAGUUUGACCUGGUGACGAGGUGACCGAUUUAACCACGACUGUGAGAAAUGUGGCACGACCUGUGACUGAGGGAAGACAUCUUCAGCUCCAGAUGGGCGUCAACAGUGGAUGUUGACGAAGCAGGGUGGUGGCGUCCAUGUCUUACUCACGCCUUCACUUGCUAAUCUUUCUUUCUCUAUAGCUCUGCCCACUUUAUGAAAUAGGAGGAAGAAACAAACCACAGGGUUUGAGCCCCACAUCUACCCCAUAGCAGACUCAGCCUCCCUCCCACUUGGACCAUGAAGAAAAAUCUCAUGAAAACAAGCUUCACUCUGCACAAAUACUGCCCUGGUGUUUGUUUUUUUUUUACAUCAAGGGAAAUGAAAAUCACGUUGAUUUAUGUACAGGAUUAGGGGGGGAAAGCUCCUGAUAGGGUUAGUCGCUAAAGGCCAGUGUCAAACACUAACACCAGUCAUUUUGCAUUUAAUUCUGACUUUAUAGACUAAACAGAAGGUCAGUUUGUUUUUGUGUGUGGUGACUUAAGGCGUAGUCACUCAUCGUGUAAAGGGAUUUGUGAGGGAGGAGGUGAUUUAAAACAAAACCAGUAAAGAUACUGUGCAAUAUGAAAUGAAAAUACAAAUUGUGUAUCGUUAGCUCUAAAUGAUUGUCUUUGAAACAACACAUCAUCUCCUGUUGUGAACAUUGUGAAUGACUUGCAGUGAAGCGUUGUGUUGCAUGUCACUUAAUGUACAAACACUUGUCUUGUGGCUGGACCUUCACGACAGCACAGUGAUGAACUGCAUCAUUAACUUGAAUGACUCUUUAACAAGAAACCUCAACUUAACAGAUCACGUUGUAUGUUUUGACAAAGUAAAAUAACCAUCUUGUGGACUUGUAUACGUAUUUAUAUUGAGUAUUAUUGUUCUCUUCAUGCUCUGAUUAUGUGAAAAGGAUCAUUAAUGUGCCAUAACGUCGACCUACAGUGAACACUGGAUUUCUACUGUAGCACUUUAAAAUGGGCAACAUGUAAAAAAAGACUGACACCAAUAAAAAUGAAUUAUUUCCACAAAA
Scophthalmus maximus (turbot) is the source of this 2534-nucleotide messenger RNA. RefSeq names its product sorting nexin 24 (gene snx24). NCBI's taxonomy places the organism in Eukaryota, Metazoa, Chordata, Actinopteri, Pleuronectiformes, Scophthalmidae. Gene Ontology annotation, molecular function: phosphatidylinositol phosphate binding. The record is from RefSeq and is a predicted model, not a curated record. Bases 151 to 669 code for a protein of 172 amino acids. The transcript has 7 exons.